Sciurus carolinensis (gray squirrel) is the source of this 1844-nucleotide messenger RNA. It is a transcript of the gene Pgam1, whose product is annotated as phosphoglycerate mutase 1. Lineage: Eukaryota; Metazoa; Chordata; Mammalia; Rodentia; Sciuridae. The record is from RefSeq and is a predicted model, not a curated record. The transcript has 4 exons. The coding region runs from base 147 to 911 and encodes 254 amino acids. Gene Ontology annotation, molecular function: intramolecular phosphotransferase activity. Gene Ontology annotation, biological process: glycolytic process.
GUUCUCGAGAAAGUGGAAAGAUUUGGUAGAGAAAGUGCGCGGGAGCAGGGCGUGGGGGUGCGAGCGCGCAGGCGCGGCCGGGGGGCGGGCUGCGGCUCCGGAAUCUCUGCAAGCUUUAGUCGGCGCCGCAUCCUCACCUCGCCGCCAUGGCUGCCUACAAAUUGGUGCUGAUUCGGCACGGCGAGAGCGCCUGGAACCUAGAGAACCGCUUCAGCGGCUGGUACGACGCCGACCUGAGCCCGGCGGGCCACGAGGAGGCGAAGCGCGGCGGGCAGGCGCUGCGAGAUGCUGGCUAUGAGUUUGACAUCUGCUUCACCUCAGUGCAGAAAAGAGCAAUCCGAACCCUCUGGACAGUGCUGGAUGCCAUUGAUCAGAUGUGGCUGCCAGUGGUGAGGACUUGGCGCCUCAAUGAGCGGCACUAUGGGGGUCUGACUGGCCUCAAUAAAGCAGAAACUGCUGCUAAGCAUGGAGAAGCCCAGGUAAAGAUAUGGAGACGCUCCUAUGAUGUCCCGCCACCUCCAAUGGAGCCAGAUCACCCCUUCUACAGCAAUAUCAGUAAGGAUCGUAGGUAUGCAGACCUCACUGAGGAUCAGCUGCCCUCCUGUGAGAGUCUGAAGGACACCAUUGCCAGAGCUCUGCCCUUCUGGAAUGAAGAAAUUGUUCCCCAGAUAAAGGAGGGGAAACGGGUUCUGAUUGCAGCCCAUGGCAACAGCCUUCGGGGCAUCGUCAAGCAUCUGGAGGGUCUCUCUGAAGAGGCCAUCAUGGAGCUGAACCUGCCAACUGGUAUUCCCAUUGUCUAUGAAUUGGAUAAGAACUUGAAGCCCAUCAAGCCCAUGCAGUUCCUGGGAGAUGAAGAGACCGUUCGUAAAGCAAUGGAAGCUGUGGCUGCACAGGGCAAGGCGAAGAAAUAAAGGCAAAUAGCAGACUAUUGUACCAAGGAACACCCGCCCAUCCAUUCCUUUGUACUUCUCUCCUGCACACGGACCACAUCUGUAGGCAUCUUAAGUUGUAGCUGCAGAUGGGGACCAGUAGCUCCCAUUUUAAUUUUAGCAUUUUGUUUCCUGCACCCACUCCCUUUGUAGAUUCUAGUCAGAAUAGCACCUCUGGGGCACAGAUUCUCAUUCCAAGCCCAGGGAAGCCUCCUUGUGUCCAGAAAAAUUGAGGUAGUAGUUCUGGUUUUUUUUCUUAGUGAUUGUUUUAAGGACCUGCUUGAGAAGGGGAUAGGGAGGAACUAUGCUAAGGCAUGACCAAUGAGAAGCCAGAGAGCCUGUUUGUGUUUCCAAGAGUAAGUUCUGUACUCUUAUGUAGUCAGGUCACUGGGAAUGGGGUGACAGGGGACUCUAGUCAUUCCAGUGGAAUAUGAAUGUACUCUGCAUGGUGAUUUUAGAAAAACAACUAUUUCUUCCCUGGCCCCAGAGGAGCUGGCUCCAGAAGGUUGGGAUCAACUCUGAAUUGUUUGUUACAUUUACUUUCACAAAAAGAAAAAUAAAUAAAUCUAUGUAUAAAUAAAUACUAAGCAAAGCCCUCUGGGGUUUCUAGUGGUGGUUAGUCCCACAUGUGGUCACCAGAAAAUAAGCCAUUCCUCACACCAAUAUGGGAUAAGCUCCUUGGCCUGAAAGGUGUAGGAGUGUAUCUCGCUAUGUAUCUGAGAGAAUUCCUCCUCUGCCUUGUUUUGUGGCAGUGAAAUGCCUCUUGAUCAUGUCCCAAGUGUGUCUUUAACUGUGUUUGAUUUCUGAGUCAUGUUGCAGUUGCUUGGCCCUGCCACACAGGCCCAGUACUCAUUUUACGCAUAACUGUACUAAAUCUUUUUCCAGAUCAGUAUAAUAAAGGAGUGAUGUGCAAUA